Engraulis encrasicolus (European anchovy) is the source of this 2982-nucleotide messenger RNA. RefSeq names its product CWC27 spliceosome associated cyclophilin (gene cwc27). Gene Ontology annotation, cellular component: catalytic step 2 spliceosome. Gene Ontology annotation, molecular function: peptidyl-prolyl cis-trans isomerase activity. Gene Ontology annotation, biological process: protein folding; protein peptidyl-prolyl isomerization. The coding region runs from base 161 to 1612 and encodes 483 amino acids. The transcript has 14 exons. The record is from RefSeq and is a predicted model, not a curated record. Lineage: Eukaryota; Metazoa; Chordata; Actinopteri; Clupeiformes; Engraulidae.
CAACUCUGUCGCCACUGUUAUGUUGAUGUGAACGAAACAAAUGAAAACAUUGGACAUUGGUAUCGUUUUUUGCGCCUAACGCAGAGUUAGACUCAAUCGAGUUAUUAGGUCAUUCUGCACAUAUCUAUAAUUUUACUAUAUGUGAACGGAAUUACGAAAAAUGAGUAACAUUUACAUCCAGGAGCCACCAACAAAUGGCAAGGUACUGAUCAAGACAUCUGCUGGUGACAUCGAUGUGGAGUUGUGGUCCAAAGAAGCGCCCAAAGCAUGUCGCAACUUCGUUCAACUUUGUAUGGAAGGUUACUAUGAUGGCACCAUAUUCCACCGGGUUGUCCCUGAGUUUAUUGUCCAGGGAGGGGACCCCACAGGCACAGGAUCUGGGGGAGAGUCCAUAUAUGGCAGACCAUUUAAAGAUGAGUUUCACUCCAGGCUGCGCUUCAACCGGAGGGGUCUGGUUGCCAUGGCCAACGCGGGUCGGCAUGACAACGGCAGCCAGUUCUUCUUCACGCUGGGCAGAGCAGACGAGCUCAACAACAAGCACACCAUAUUUGGAAAGAUUGCUGGCGACACCAUCUACAACAUGCUGCGGCUGGCGGAGGUGGAGUGUGAUGCAGACGAGAGGCCUCUGAACCCCCACAAGGUCCGCGCCACAGAGGUGCUACACUCCCCUUUCGAUGACAUCAUUCCACGAGAGGUUAAGAAGAAUCGAAAGGACAAGAAGGAGGAAGGAAAGAAGUCACAGUCCAAAGCUACCAAGAACUUCAGCUUGCUGUCUUUUGGAGAGGAGGCUGAGGAGGAGGAGGAAAUAGUCAAGCAAGCAAGUCAGACGAUGAAGGGGAAGAGCAAGAGCAGCCAUGACCUGCUGAAGGACGACCCCCUACUCAGCACCGUGCCAGUUGUUGACAAAAAAAAGGACAAAGAUGAGGAAGGAGAGUCUGAGGACUCGGAUCUGGAGGAGGCGGGGGAGGGGGAGGCAGGCGGCCGAGGGGACAGUGCGGAGACGGCGGCCAUGAGGGAGAGGAUCGCCAACAAGCUGAAGAAGGACAAGAAGGAGGAGCCGUCGCACGGGGCCCAGGAGGACACGGAGAAGAAGGCCAGCCGCAGUGACGAGCUGCGUAAGGAGGCGCGACAGCUGAAGAAGGAGUUGCAGGCCAUCAAGCAGCGGAGAGAGGAGAGGAGCCAGCCCAAACAGGAGGAGGAGGAGGAGGAGGAGGAGGAGGACAAACAAGGCGACGGGAAGGCCUCGGGGGGUGCAGUGGCAGAGUACCUGGAGAGCAAGAGGAAGUAUGAAGACAUGCGCAAGCAGAAACUCAAGAAGGGCUCCACACGAGAGGCACAGACGAUGGCUCUGCUUGACCGCUUCAAGUCGAAGCUCUCGAGCGCCAUCACAGAUCCAGACGCUCCAGAGGAACCAGUGGAGGAACUGGCGGAGGACGACGACAAGGGAUGGCUGUCCCACGUGCUCCAGUUCGAUGAGCAGAGUCGUAAGGUGAAGGAUGCCACCAUGCAGGACGAGGACACGUUCGAGAUCUACGACCCCCGCAACCCCGUCAACAAGAGGAGACGAGAGGAGAGCAAGAAACUACUGAAGGAGAAGAAAGCAAAGAUAUGAGGAGCGAUGGAGAGGAGAGAGGAGAGCUGAGGAGCAAUGGGGAGGAGAGGAGCGACGAGGAGGAGAUGAGAGCUGAGGAAGAGAGAGGAGAGCAAGAAACUACAGGAGACGAAAGCAAAGAUGAGGCCAGGGGAUUGGGGGAUAGAGGGACGGAGGUGAAAAGAUAUGAGGUUUGAAGUCAACUGAUUAUUACAGUGAGGGAUGGAUGGGUGGAUCGCCAUUUACAUCACUCGAAAACCUUUGUGUUUUUAAACCUGACUGAGUCAAAUAUUCAUUCUAGUCAGAAGUCUUUUCCCAUCCCUAUUAUAUUGCUUUCACACUGUUUCCUCUCUCUUUCUGCUCCUGAGGUUGUUCGCAGAAACAUAUUCUCUUUCUUUCUUUCCUUCUCCUCUUUUCUAUUCUUGUCCCUUUUAAGCCUUUUGUUUUUCCUAUUUCUUUUCAUCCUGCUUUUCAUUUUGUUUUCCCUCCCUCAUCCCUCCUUCUCUUCUUAUUUCUUCCUUGUAAUACUCCUUCAUCUUUCCCCGUCUUUGUUUUCUCCUCCUCUCUCUCUCUCUCUCUCUCUCUCUCUCUCUCUCUCUCUCUCUCUCUCUCUCUCUCUCUCUCUCUCUCUCUCUUUCUCUCUCUCUCUCUCUCUCUUAUCCUAUCUUGUUUCAUCCCCUUUCCUCUCUCUCUCUCCUGUCCUAUUUUUCAUAUUUCAUCCCCCUUUCCUAUCUCUCUUAUCCUAUCUUGUUUCAUCCCCCUUUCCUCUCUCUCUCUCUCUCCCUAUCUCUCUCCCUCUCUCUCUCUCUCUCCCUCUCUCUCUCUCUCUCUCUCUCUCGUCCUAUCUUGUUUCAUCCCCCUUUCCUCUGCUGUCUAGUCCUGUCCGCUGAGGCAGUUCGGACAGGGUUGUUUAGGGCCAAGUCUGUACAGUGCUUCAACGGUUCCCAACCUUAUUCUGCUGGGACCCCCUUUUGGACCUAAGAAGAUUUCUCGCGAAGCCAAGUCUGUUACUUUCAGUCUGGAGGAAUGUUUAAAAACGUCUGCUCUGACAGCGUUUCACCUCUUCAGAACAACCUUUUUAAUGAUUGCUAUACACAAAUGAUUUAAAGACUUUGAAGACAUAGUUUUUAAACGUUGCGUAGAUAAAACAUGUAAAAGAUGUAAGGAAAAGGUUUUUUUGUUUGUUUAUUUGUUUAUUUUCUUCAGGAAUUGAGGACUCCUGGCUCUUCUAUUAGAUUAUUUACUUCUUAACUUAACCUGGUUUACUCCUGAACCAGGCCCCUGAUAUGACGUAUAGUUCAUUUCUAAGAAAGGGGAAGAGAUCAUUGUGUUCCUGAGGUGUUACGUCAACUGUAUUUACAGCUGUAAUUAAAUAAAAAUGCUGACUCAUC